AUGCGAGGCUGCUCUGCUGAAUCGACGCUGGGCUCCUCAGGCGGUGUGAAGACAAGAUCCUCAGGCGGCACUGCGCAGAGACACGCGGGGCUCCUCAGGCGACGCGACGCAGGACUACGCAACGUGACGCCGGAAAGCUUUAGAAGACGCGACGCCCUACGAUGCUUAAGCGGACAGCGCAAUAUGAAGCGGUGCGAUGCAACGCCGGAUGGACAAGAUGCCACGCAGGGCUCCGCAAGUGACGAGACGCGAUAUGACGCAACGCGAGGUCCUCUGGCAAAGCGGAACAAUGCCACGCAGGGCUCCGCAAGUGACGAGACGCAGUAUGACGCAACGCGAGGUCCUCUGGCAAAGCGGAACAAUGCCACGCAGGGCUCCGCAAGUGACGAGACGCAGUAUGACGCAACACGAGGUCCUCUGGCAAAGCGGAACAAUGCCACGCAGGGCUCCGCAAGUGACGAGACGCGGUAUGACGCAACGCGAGGUCCUCUGGGUCCUCAGGUGGCGUGGGACGAAGCGACACGGCACGAUGCGACAGCAGGCUCCUCAGCCAAAGCAACGCAGGGCUCCUCAGGCGACACGACGCAGGACGAUGCAAAGAAAGGUGAGGCGACGCAACACGCCUUCUCCAGCGAUGCAAUGCAAGGCUGCUCUGCUGAAUCGACGCUGGGCUCCUCAGGCGGUGUGAAGACAAGAUCCUCAGGCGGCACUGCGCAGAGACACGUGGGGCUCCUCAGGCGACGCGACACAGGACUACGCAACGUGACGCAGGAAAGCUUUAGAAGACGCGACGCACUACGAUGCUUAAGCGGACAGCGCAAUAUGAAGCGGUGCAACGCAACGCCGGAUGGACAAGAUGCCACGCAGGGCUCCGCAAGUGACGAGACGCGAUAUGACGCAACACGAGGUCCUCUGGCAAAGCGGAACAAUGCCACGCAGGGCUCCGCAAGUGACGAGACGCAGUAUGACGCAACACGAGGUCCUCUGGCAAAGCGGAACAAUGCCACGCAGGGCUCCGCAAGUGACGAGACGCGGUAUGACGCAACGCGAGGUCCUCUGGGUCCUCAGGUGGCGUGGGACGAAGCGACACGGGACGAUGCGACAGCAGGCUCCUCAGCCAAAGCAACGCAGGCCUCCUCAGGCGACGCAACGCAGGACGAUCCAAAGAAAGGUGAGGCGACGCAACACGCCGUCUCCAGCGAUGCAAUGCAAGGCUGCUCUGCUGAAUCGACGCUGGGCUCCUCAGGCGGUGUGAAGACAAGAUCCUCAGGCGGCACUGCGCAGAGACACGCGGGGCUCCUCAGGCGACGCAACGCAGGACGACGCAACGUGACGCCGGAAAGCUUUAGAAGACGCGACGCCCUACGAUGCUUAAGCGGACAGCGCAAUAUGAAGCGGUGCAACGCAACGCCGGAUGGACAAGAUGCCACGCAGGGCUCCGCAAGUGACGAGACGCGAUAUGACGCAACGCGAGGUCCUCUGGCAAAGCGGAACAAUGCCACGCAGGGCUCCGCAAGUGACGAGACGCGGUAUGACGCAAUGCGAGGUCCUCUGGGUCCUCAGGUGGCGUGGGACGAAGCGACACGGGACGAUGCGACAGCAGGCUCCUCAGCCAAAGCAACGCAGGGCUCCUCAGGCGACACGACGCAGGACGAUGCAAAGAAAGGUGAGGCGACGCAACACGCCUUCUCCAGCGAUGCAAUGCAAGGCUGCUCUGCUGAAUCGACGCUGGGCUCCUCAGGCGGUGUGAAGACAAGAUCCUCAGGCGGCACUGCGCAGAGACACGUGGGGCUCCUCAGGCGACGCGACACAGGACUACGCAACGUGACGCAGGAAAGCUUUAGAAGACGCGACGCACUACGAUGCUUAAGCGGACAGCGCAAUAUGAAGCGGUGCAACGCAACGCCGGAUGGACAAGAUGCCACGCAGGGCUCCGCAAGUGACGAGACGCGAUAUGACGCAACACGAGGUCCUCUGGCAAAGCGGAACAAUGCCACGCAGGGCUCCGCAAGUGACGAGACGCGGUAUGACGCAACGUGA
Messenger RNA from Phalacrocorax carbo (great cormorant), 2040 nucleotides. The record is from RefSeq and is a predicted model, not a curated record. Lineage: Eukaryota; Metazoa; Chordata; Aves; Suliformes; Phalacrocoracidae.